Nomascus leucogenys (northern white-cheeked gibbon) is the source of this 1362-nucleotide messenger RNA. RefSeq lists its product as uncharacterized. Gene Ontology annotation, biological process: central nervous system development; regulation of transcription by RNA polymerase II. NCBI's taxonomy places the organism in Eukaryota, Metazoa, Chordata, Mammalia, Primates, Hylobatidae. Gene Ontology annotation, cellular component: nucleus. Gene Ontology annotation, molecular function: DNA-binding transcription factor activity, RNA polymerase II-specific; RNA polymerase II cis-regulatory region sequence-specific DNA binding. The record is from RefSeq and is a predicted model, not a curated record.
UUAUAUAGGCAUGUGAUGUUAGAGAACUACAGAAACCUGGUCUUCCUGGGUAUUGCAGCCUCUAAGCCAGACCUGAUCACCUGUCUGGAGCAAGGAAAAGAACCUUGGAAUGUGAAGAGACAUGAGAUGGUAGCUGAACCCCCAGUUGUAUGUUCUUAUUUUGCUCAAGACCUUUGGCCAAAGCAGGGCAUAAAAAAUUGUUUCCAAAAAGUGACACUGAGAAGAUAUAAAAAAUGUGGACAUGAAAAUUUACAGUUAGGAAAAUACCAUAAAAGCAUGGAUGAGUGUAAGGUGCACAAAGAAUGUUACAAUGGACUUAACCAGUGUUUGAGAACUACCCAGAGCAAAAUAUUACAAUGUGACAAAUAUGUGAAAGUCUUUCAUAAAUUUUCAAAUUCAAACACACAUAAGAUAAGAUAUAGUGGAAAGAAACCUUUCAAAUGUAAAGAAUGCGAAAAGUCAUUUUUCAUGCUUUCACACUUAGCUCAACAUAAAAGAAUUCAUAGUGGAGAGAAACCCUACAAAUGUAAAGAAUGUGAGAAAGCCUAUAAUGAGGCCUCAAACCUUUCUACACAUAAAAGAAUUCAUACUGGAAAGAAACCCUACAAAUGCAAAGAGUGUGGAAAAGCCUUUAACCGGCUCUCACACCUUACUACACAUAAAAGAAUUCAUACUGGAAAGAAACCCUACAAAUGUGAGGAGUGUGGCAAAGCUUUUAACCAAUCUACAAACCUUACUACACAUAAGAGAAUUCAUACUGGAGAGAAACCCUACAAAUGUGAAGAAUGUGGCAAGGCCUUCAGCCAGUUCUCACACCUUACUACACAUAAGAGAAUUCAUUCUGGAGAGAAACCCUACAAAUGUGAAGAAUGUGGCAAAGCUUUUAAACAAUCCUCAACCCUUACUACACAUAAGAGAAUUCAUUCUGGAGAGAAAUUCUACAAAUGUGAAGUAUGUAGCAAAGCCUUUAGCCAGUUCUCACACCUUACUACACAUAAGAGAAUUCAUACUGGAGAGAAGCCCUACGAAUGUGAAGAAUGUGGCAAAGCUUUUAACCUAUCGUCACAACUUACUACACAUAAGAUAAUUCAUACUGGACAGAAACCCUACAAAUGUGAAGAAUGUGGCAAAGCUUUUAACCAGUCCUCAACUCUUUCUAAACAUAAGGUAAUUCAUACUGGAGAGAAACCCUACAAGUGUGAAGAAUGUGGCAAAGCCUUUAACAACUCCUCUUUUCUUAACAGUCAUAAGAUGAUUCAUACUGGACAGAAAUUCUACAAACCUGGAAGUUGUGACAAGGCUUGUGACAACAUCUCAAACAUUUCCAAACAUAAAAGAAAUUGUGCUGGUGAGAAAACAUAG